CCUCCUCCUCCCAAGGCGAUUGUCAUAUGAUAGCUAAGAAGUGGCACAUUAAUGAAGCGCCGCUACAGGGGUCUUUUCUGCUCCUGUCACCGCUUAAAACUAUCAGAUGGUUCGAGGGAGGACAUGGAGGCAGCCACUUAGCUCAGCGGAGAAGCGGAGCCCACAGCAGCGCCCUCCUGAGCCCCGAGGCCGCCGCUGCCACCGUCCGCGCCGGGACUCGCAGCAGAGCUGGGCCGCCCGCGGAGCGCACUGCUCCGAAGCACUGCGGACCGGGCGGCGCCGGGCGCUGCGGGGCUGAGCUGCGGAGCUCAGAGACGUGGGGAGCCCAGCGGAGCCGGGACACUGCGCCCCGGCUGCGCGCCGGGAGGGAGGCGGCGAGCUGCAGCGCCAUCCUGGAUGCGGACGCGCAACUUGGAGCAACUUUAAGAUCCGAGCAGCCGCCGGCCCGCGCGGACCCAGAGCAAGAAGGGGGCAAACAAGAAGAUGCCUCGGCCCGGCAGAAACACGUACAGCGACCAGAAGCCGCCCUACUCGUACAUCUCGCUGACCGCUAUGGCCAUUCAGAGCUCGCCCGAGAAGAUGCUGCCGCUGAGCGAGAUCUACAAGUUCAUCAUGGACCGCUUCCCCUACUACCGGGAGAACACGCAGCGCUGGCAGAACAGCCUGCGCCACAACCUCUCCUUCAACGACUGCUUCAUCAAGAUCCCGCGGCGGCCAGAUCAGCCGGGCAAGGGCAGCUUCUGGGCGCUGCACCCCAGCUGCGGGGACAUGUUUGAGAACGGCAGCUUCCUGCGGCGCCGCAAGCGCUUCAAGGUGCUCAAGUCGGACCACCUGGCGCCCAGCAAGCCCGCCGACGCUGCGCAGUAUCUGCAGCAGCAGGCCAAGCUGCGCCUCAGCGCGCUCGCGGCCUCUGGCACGCACCUGCCGCAGAUGCCUGCUGCCGCCUACAACCUGGGCGGCGUGGCGCAGCCCUCGGGCUUCAAGCACCCUUUCGCCAUCGAGAAUAUCAUCGCGCGCGAGUACAAGAUGCCUGGGGGGCUGGCCUUCUCCGCCAUGCAGCCGGUGCCCGCCGCCUACCCGCUCCCCAACCAGUUGACUACCAUGGGCAGCUCGCUGGGCACUGGCUGGCCACACGUGUACGGUUCUGCAGGCAUGAUCGAUUCGGCCACCCCCAUUUCCAUGGCUAGUGGCGAUUACAGCGCCUACGGUGUGCCGCUGAAGCCGCUGUGCCACGCAGCGGGCCAGACGCUGCCCGCCAUCCCGGUGCCCAUCAAGCCCACGCCGGCCGCAGUGCCCGCGCUGCCCUCGCUGCCCGCGCCCAUCCCCACCUUGCUCUCGAACUCGCCUCCCUCGCUCAGCCCCACGUCCUCGCAAACAGCCACCAGCCAAAGCAGCCCCGCCACUCCCAGCGAAACGCUCACCAGCCCGGCCUCCGCCUUGCACUCGGUGGCGGUGCACUGACCCUCAGCGGCCGGCGCCCCCUCUUGUUCCCCUCCCCGCCAGCUCACUCGUCUUCCCCGGCCCCCAGUCCUGCUCUCCCCGACCUGGGACUGCCACCCUAAUUUGUCCGUUUCACCU
Diceros bicornis minor is the source of this 1578-nucleotide messenger RNA. RefSeq names its product forkhead box B1 (gene FOXB1). The transcript is spliced from 2 exons. NCBI's taxonomy places the organism in Eukaryota, Metazoa, Chordata, Mammalia, Perissodactyla, Rhinocerotidae. The record is from RefSeq and is a predicted model, not a curated record. Gene Ontology annotation, biological process: cell differentiation; regulation of transcription by RNA polymerase II; anatomical structure morphogenesis. Gene Ontology annotation, molecular function: DNA-binding transcription factor activity, RNA polymerase II-specific; RNA polymerase II cis-regulatory region sequence-specific DNA binding. The coding region runs from base 484 to 1461 and encodes 325 amino acids.